This is a messenger RNA of Diuraphis noxia (Russian wheat aphid), 2272 nucleotides long. RefSeq lists its product as uncharacterized. The record is from RefSeq and is a predicted model, not a curated record. NCBI's taxonomy places the organism in Eukaryota, Metazoa, Arthropoda, Insecta, Hemiptera, Aphididae.
CCACAGCCACCGCCGCCGCCGCCGUUGUCGUCGUCGUCGUCGUCGUCCCCUUUCGUUUUCUGACCACACGCAAUCUUCCGCUCGGUCGUGCACGCACUCGGUCCGCCUUGUAAUAUACGCGCUACACCCGGUGGUGGUGGUGCAUUCGCCGCUGACCGAAACCGUCCGUCACCGUGUCCUGCCAAAAUCCGCGAAAGAUGAGAGGGCGCGUUCCGGCCACGUUCGCCGUGCGCGCAUUUUACGCGAUGGCGUGCACCGCGGCCGCUGUGCUAGGCGUCCGUGGCGCCGACGACAGUCUGCGGUCCGCGCUGGAAGCCAUUUCGGACAAACUAGGAUCGACGCCCCCGCGGAUGGCCGCGGCCGCUGUCUACUUGAACCCAGAUGACGGUCAACCGGAAGAUAUUGGCUAUGGUUAUCAAAAAAACUUAAGAAAUUUAGAAAAUUUAUUUGAACAAGAAGUUCGAGUGCCAAGCAAUAAGAUUAAUAAAGAUGAAAUGGCUGAAAAGUUUCUGAAUUAUUUGGCAAAUGAAAGUCCUCAGUACAAUCAAAAACCGUGGAGCAAAAAGUCAAUAUUCCGCGAAAGAGAAGGUUCUGACAUGCCGGACAAUUUGCAACAACUGAAAUAUGAUAGAUACGCAACGCCUUCUGCUUUUCGUGAACGAUACAAAACUAAUGCCAACAUAGAACAAGAUUACAAAAACAAUAUGGAAGAUCAAGACGAUUAUUUGUACGCUUUAAAUACGCUCAUAGACAAAUACAUCGAAGAAAAUGUACAAGGCAUGUCAGACGAAGAACUGGAGAGUUUUCUGAGGUCCCAAGAAAAAAAACGUAACAUACCGGAUGAAUAUCAAAAUGUUUACGACCCUUAUUAUAAAAGGGGAAGCCCAACGAAAAGGCAAUUUUUUUUCAUCCCCAGAUAUCAGACGAGAAGAAACAAUAAGUAUCGAAGUAAAUGGGUAAAGCCGAGAUUAAUGAAGAGAUCAAAGAAAAAUAUAGCAUUAAAUGAACCGCAUACAGACCCAAAAGUAGCCGCUGAGCUAAAUAAUAUUUUUCUUGGAUCAGAAUCAAACACAAACGCCAACACCACAACAGCCAUAAAUAAUAGUGUCAAUCAAACUGCAAAACCAGAAGUGGACGGUAAAAACCUCAAAAUAGAAUUGAAAAAAAAGUCCAUCGAUUGGAAUAAUUAUUUUGGAUACGAUCGAAAGAAAAAAUCGAUCGAUAAUAUACCAUCCGAUGAUACCAUUUUAAAUCAAUAUAUGCGUACGUAUGGGAAAGAAGGUGAUGACAACGAAGACAUGAAUACUAUUAAUCUAAAAGAUGACAAAUUAAUGUGGAUGGAAGAUGCACUUAUCAACGACGCACUGAAAUAUACAGGAGCUAAUCAAGGAACAAAUGAUCCAGAAGAAAUAAAUAAUGUCAAAAAUCAUGUACUUGCCAACUUGAAUCAAGCAUACAACAUCGAACAACUUAGACAUUUAAAUAACGAGAUGCAAGAAAAACAAUAUGAAAAAUCAGAUUUUGUUAUGCCUGCAGAAAAUAACAGUCAACCUAUGAAUUCGUUGGAUAUAGCUGAGUCAAAUAAAGAAGCUGAUCAUAACGAAUGUACUCAACUUCUACAAAUAACUCAGAACUGUUUAGAAUUGGGGGGAUCAGCUGGAGACUUAAUGUUGCCAGUGUGUAUGCUUUACCGUGUUUGCAGAACUUGUGAAUCAGAGCAAUCAGAAUGUGAAGCAAAAUUCAUACAAGGAUCUCACGAACUGUGUAGCAAAGCUCCGCUGUGUAGAUACUUUUCACGGCGUAUACUACAACUCAUGCAAGAACAUCCACUACAAAUACAAUGUCAUAAGUGCAUGGUUAACUUUUUACAGAAUGAAGAUUAAUAGAUGAAUUUUUAAUAAUAUAAUUUUAUCAUAAUAUUAACUAAAAAAAAUGGGAAACUAUGCCUAUAACUUAAUAUAAUAUAAUAUAUAUAUAUUUAUAUAUGUAUACAAAAGCUUAAAUUAUAAUCAUUUAGAUGGUGCUAAUCUGUCUCAGAGUUACCAACUUUGUUUUUGCUGAUAUAUGCGAGUUAAAAAAAAAUAAAGAAGUAGUUCAUUCAAUGCGUCAUAUAUACUUAAUAAAUAUUACAUAAUAUUCAUAUAUACAUAUAUACAUAUAUAUAUAUAUAUUAAAAUAAUAACAUAAAUUAGUUAUUUGAUGAUUGUCAUUGGUAUUGUUAUAAUCCAAAUAAACUUAAGACGGCUUAAUCAUAUUAAAAUGUUUUUUAACG